This is a messenger RNA of Durio zibethinus, 2120 nucleotides long. The record is from RefSeq and is a predicted model, not a curated record. Lineage: Eukaryota; Viridiplantae; Streptophyta; Magnoliopsida; Malvales; Malvaceae.
ACCUAACAAAAAUCAACAAAUAUAAGCUCUUUUUUUCUCCUGAAACGAGUAAAAGGUAGGGGAGGGUCGGGCUUAAGAGGGGUUUUCAGCGUUGGGAGGUGCAACAGGAAAUGGGUGAUGAAGAAGAAAGAAAAGAAGGGAAAACGGAAUCAAAGAAGAUUGAAGAAGAAGAGAGCAAAACCCCAAUGACUCCGUGGGAACAACACGCCAGCGUUAUAAGUAUUCCUCGCUUCGAUUACAAAGCUGCUUCUUCUUUACUUCAACGCUCUCACUCUGCCUUUCUCAUCACUUGCACUAUCAAGAGGGAGAAGAGCGCUACAAAAGAAGCCAUGUCCAUCUUUUCAAAGUAUGUUGGGUCCUUGAACACUGAUACCUCAUGUUCUGAAAGCUCUGAUGCAAAUGCUGAUAGUAAAAGAAGGAAAAUAUGUACAGGAGACAUUGAUCAGAAUAUUGCCAAUAGUGUUGACAGCACAGAGGUGACUGAAGGUGCAGGCGGAAUUCCAAAAGAUGACUGUUUUUCCUCUGCAAAGACUGAUAAAAGUGAAGCAGAAGAUUUUGUUCUUUCACUAGUCAAGCUGACAAAGAGUGGUUUGCUUCUCCUUACCUUCCCCAGGGAGAACUCCUUAGACACAAUUGAUAUUGUUUCAGAUAUCUUUCGGGAUCUGGAGUCUGGGAGUUUAAAGUCACCACUUUGGUGUCACCGCAUCUUCCCCAUCCAAGCUACCUGUACUUUGAAUGAGAAGGAAGUGCAAGCAGUUGUAUCGAAGCUUGUUCUUCAAUUUGUGAAUGAUAAACGGAACAAACUUGCACAACCUCUAAAGUUUGCUGUUGGGUUCAACAGAAGAGGGAUCGAAGAGAGCCAAUUGAAGAUUCCUAAAGAUUCUUCUAGGAAUUCUGAUCAGUCAGUUUUAUUGGACCGCAAUAAAUGCUUUAGCAUUGUGGCUUCUGCCGUUAAAGGCAUUGUUUCAGAUUCAGUUGUGGAUCUAAAAUCUCCAGAGCUAUCUAUUCUUGUUGAGUUGCUUCCUCUCUCUGGAGUGUCUAAUGGAUCACUAGUGGUUGGUGUUUCUGUUCUUCCCCAAAACCUUGUCAGUACUAAGCCACGACUCUGCAUCAAGCCACUGGUUUGCGAUAAAAAAGGGAGGAAAGAAAGUUAAAGAAGGUGUGUCUUUUUAUAAUGUUUUGUUUGAUAAGAAUCAAGGUCUUUGCAACGAUAACAUGAGUCAAUCUUUCUGCUGGAAUCAUUAUGACCCAGUUUAUUCUUCAUGCUUUCGCCCCAUCAAAGUGACAUGCUGCUGUCCAACUGUUAUUUUCUUGUCAUAGAAAUGCUUCCGUGGUUGAAUUGAGCUGAUAGAUGGUGUGCGCAAAAAAAGAAAUAAUUGCCUGACCACAAACAACGGUCCAUAUGUUCAAGUCACGUUUCCUACAGAGUUUUACACAUGCAUGUCUCUGAAGCAUCACAGAGACUGAUGUAUUGAGACGGCAUCAAGAAACUUGCUUGGGUCAUUCAAGGGUUCUUUUUUUGUUUUUUUUUUCACUCGUUCAAGCACAUUUACCAGCUGCCAUGUCAAUCAGAGAUUAUGAUUUUACUUUUCAACUUGGUCUUCGCCCACUGGUGACAAGAGUUUGGGAACAACUUCGACUUGUAGCAUUGUCACAUCUGCUCACUCUCACAUAUCAGUCUCAUGACACAGGGAUGUAUAUUUUUUGUACCUUAAGCCUCCGAGUAGGGAUGCGAUUCCUUUGCUAUAUCCUUUUAUUUUUCUUUUUGUUUUGUUUUUGCUUUCAAGAGUGAACAGCCUAUUUACAUGCCAUUAGUCCUACACCAGCACCUUCUGCAUAAUAACUCUACCAAAAGGCAAUGUUAUCGCUGGAAGAUCAUCACCAAGAGAGACAAUCAUACUUGCGGGGCAUUGAUGAAUUUAUCGGAUUAGCCAAUCAAGGGUAGCUUUAAUUGAUAGGAUUAAACUGUACAAAUAUAAGUGGUCCAAAAUAUUGAAAUAUGAAACCUAGCUACGUGUGUAUACACAUCAAGGUUUCCUGUUUCUUAAAAGAGUUAUCCAACCACCAUCCCUAUUAACUAUUAGGAUACGUUAGAAUAUAAAAUUAUAAUAAGAUAGAAU